GGGCGGAGAGCACGGCCUGUGUCCGGGGCUGAGACAGGGACGUGGGCUGGUGGCUGCUGUCCCAGCUGGGACAGAUCGCUCCUGGCUCCCAGGAAGCUGCGCCUCCCUGCACGGCAGGGAUCGGAGCCAGGGUCUUCCUGAGCCUCCACCGGACUCCGCCCACGCCCAGCGCUCCCCUCGGCAGUCGCAGGGCCCCCCUGAUAUCUGCCUGCCACCCUAAUCUCCGUCCACUCAGACUCCAGGCUGUGUGUGCCAGGCCCAGCUCUGUCACUCUGCCCUCAUUCCUUUCCUCCUUCCUCCUUGUCACGCACGGUGCUGGACACCAGGGGUUGGCCUCUGAGUGGUCAGGCGUAACCUCCAGCCAGUGUCUGGUGCCUCUGCCCUCCAGCCCCGCCCCUCUUGCCCUUUGCCUGCCUGCUCCCAUCCGGCCAUCUUUAGCUGGGGCAGCAGACUCCCCAUGGCUUCCUCACCCUGCAGACUCGCUCUGCUGUGCUUUCUGCUGCUGCUUCAGGGGUCCCUGGCUGCAGUCUUCGUAACCCAGGAGGAAGCGCACGGGGUUCUGCGUAGGCAGCGGCGUGCCAAUUCAUUCCUGGAGGAGCUGUGGCCAGGAUCCCUGGAGAGGGAGUGCAAGGAGGAGCACUGCUCGUUCGAGGAGGCCCGGGAGAUCUUCAGGAGCACCGAGAGGACGAAGCAGUUCUGGGUUAUUUACAAUGACGGUGACCAGUGUGCCUCAAAUCCUUGUCAGAAUGGGGGCUCCUGCCAGGAAGAUUUCCAGGGCUAUGUCUGCUUCUGUCUCCCAGACUUUGAGGGCCGGAACUGUCAGAUAAACAAGAGCGCCCUGCUGAUCUGUGACAACGAGAAUGGUGGCUGUGAGCAGUACUGUUGUGACCGUGUGGGGGACACCCGUGUCUGCCAUUGCCACGAGGGGUAUGCGCUGCAGCCGGACAAGGUGUCCUGCACGCCAACAGUUGAAUAUCCAUGUGGGAAAAUACCAGUUCUGGACAAAAGAAAGAACAGCAACAUCCAAGGCCGAAUUGUUGGGGGUCGGGUGUGCCCCAAAGGGGAAUGUCCAUGGCAGGCCACUCUGGUGCUCAACGGGGCGCUGCUGUGUGGGGGCUCCCUGCUGCGGGCCAGCUGGGUGGUGUCUGCAGCCCACUGCUUCGACAAGCUCCGGAGCUUUAGGAACCUGUCUGUGGUGCUGGGUGAGCACGACCUCGGCGAGGUUGAUGGGCACGAGCAGGUGCGAAGAGUGGCGCAGGUCAUCUUCCCCAGCAAGUACCGGCGGGGCCAGACUGACCACGACAUCGUGCUCUUGGGGCUGCAGCAGCCGGUGAACUUCACAGACCACGUGGUGCCCCUCUGCCUGCCCGAGAGGGCCUUCCUGCAAGGCACGCUGACCAGCAUCCGCUUCUCGCGUGUCAGCGGCUGGGGCCAGCUGCUAGACCGCGGCGCCACGGCGCUGGAGCUCAUGGCCAUCGAAGUGCCGCGCCUGAUGACCCAGGACUGCCUGGAACAGUCGCGGCGGAGGCCCAACUCGCCGGAGAUCACCGAAAACAUGUUCUGCGCCGGCUACUUGGACGGCAGCAAAGACGCCUGCAAAGGGGACAGCGGGGGCCCGCACGCCACGCAGUUCCGCGGCACCUGGUUCCUGACCGGCGUGGUGAGCUGGGGCGAAGGCUGCGCGACCUUCCCGACCAUCAGGCAGUCUCUGUACCGAGUCUCUGUGCCCAUGACUGCCCCCGACUCCCCCGGGGAGCCCUGCUGA
Fukomys damarensis (Damara mole-rat) is the source of this 1765-nucleotide messenger RNA. RefSeq names its product coagulation factor VII (gene F7). Gene Ontology annotation, molecular function: serine-type endopeptidase activity; calcium ion binding. The coding region runs from base 458 to 1765 and encodes 435 amino acids. The record is from RefSeq and is a predicted model, not a curated record. Gene Ontology annotation, cellular component: extracellular region. NCBI's taxonomy places the organism in Eukaryota, Metazoa, Chordata, Mammalia, Rodentia, Bathyergidae. The transcript has 9 exons. Gene Ontology annotation, biological process: blood coagulation; proteolysis.